This is a messenger RNA of Acanthochromis polyacanthus (spiny chromis), 4144 nucleotides long. It is a transcript of the gene cracdla, whose product is annotated as cracd like a. The transcript is spliced from 10 exons. NCBI's taxonomy places the organism in Eukaryota, Metazoa, Chordata, Actinopteri, Pomacentridae. Bases 309 to 3833 code for a protein of 1174 amino acids. The record is from RefSeq and is a predicted model, not a curated record.
UAUAAGGAGCUUAGCGCAGAGGGCCACAGUGUGCCACUAAUGUAAUAGAGUAUCUCCCUCCCUCUCCCUCUCUCACAUUCUCAUCUGUCCUCUUUUCUCUUCGUGCAUUUGCUUACCCUGUCAUGGACUGACCUUCUCUCUCUCUCUGUCUUUCUUUUCUUUUCUCCUUGCCUGUUUUUUUCCUUUCCCCCUGCAUCUCCCUCCGUCUGCUGAUGUGGACGACGUAAAGCCCGAGGUUUAAACAUUAGAGGCAGAGACGACUCCGAGCAGAGAGGAGGACAAACAGGAGAGGUGCUGCUGUUUGACCGAUGGAGUCUUUCUCUGGAGACACAGAAGAAAGCACGGAGGACGUUCCAGGACGUAAGAAGUCCAAGCUCAGGUCUCUGAGAACUCGCCUCUUCAGGAAAAGCAAGAAAGCAGGUGUAGAGGAAAACACCAAACUCAGCCAGUCAACCAGCGACAUCACUGCUGCAAAGGGACUGGGAUCGGAUGAAGACUUGGUAUGCUCCCAGGCGAUGAUGGGGUCCCGGGCUCUGUCCCAUGACAGCAUCUUUCUGGCUGGUGAGGUUCUGACAGACGAUGAACCGACCAGAGGUUCAUCCCAGCAGAACGUUCACAGCAAGAUCAAAGCUCUGCAGACAAAGCUUCUGCAGCAGAAGUUGCAUUUUGGGCCUCCACCUGCAGUUCUGCCAGUCAAGCGUCAGGAGGACCCGAGCAUCCACUCAGAGGAAUCUCUGGACCACAGCCCUCCUGAUAGCCCAGGAGGAGAUGCCACAUCCUAUGGAGCCCUCACCAAGACAACAUCCCAGCCAGCCUCUUGUCCAUUCAGCCCCAUUCCCAGAUCUGUACCGACCAAAUCUCUGCCUCCAACUCCAUCCCAUUUCUUUCCUUCUUAUGGCCCCACUACUUCUGCUUCUGCUGCUGAGGCUCCGCUAGACUUCAGUACACCAGCACAGUUCUCUCCUUGCUUGGAUACUUCUGCUGCACGUCACCGGAUGUCGAUCAAACCCAGAAACCAGAGAGCCACCUCGAAGAAGAAACUCACUGUGACCCAGUCCCUGUCUCUUUCACACGCCCUAAACAACGUCGACAAUUUCAAAUCUGUGGAGGAACCAGAGCAGCAGCAUGGUGUUCCAGAGGAAGAACAAACUGUUUUACCUCAGCAUCUUCCUUUCAAAUCUGCAGAAAUAGCACCAGUUCUAUCACAAGUGGCACCAGUUCCAUCACAAGUGGCACCAGUUCUAUCAGAGGUGGCACCAGUUCUAUCAGAGGUGGCACCAGUUCCAUCAAAAGUGGCACCAGUUCCAUCAAAAGUGGCACCAGUUCCUUCACAAGUGGCACCAGUUUUCUCAGAAGUGGCACCAGUUCCAUCACAAGUGGCACCAGUUCCAUCAAAAAUGGCACCAGUUCCAUCUCAAGUGGCACCAGUUCUCUCACAAGUGGCACCAGUUCCAUCUCAAGUGGCACCAGUUCCAUCAAAAGUGGCACCAGUUCCAUCAAAAGUGCCACCAGUUCCAUCACAAGUGGCACCAGUUUUCUCAGAAGUGGCACCAGUUCCAUCAAAAGUGGCACCAGUUCCUUCACAAGUGGCACCAGUUCCAUCACAAGUGGCACCAGUUCCAUCAAAAGUGGCACCAGUUCCAUCACAAGUGGCACCAGUCAUAUCAGAGGCAGCACCCAAACCACCCAGCCCAAGUCUUCCCCAGCAGGACCACGCUCUACCGUGGACAACGGCCUCUGCGCUUCGGGUCAAACCUUACAGGCGUGUAGAUGCUACUUCCAGCAGACGGCCACACUCAUCCUACAUAGAGUCGGAACUGAUGGAAAGAAGAGAGGCGGAUUUUGAAAUACAAUUAAUGUCCCACGACAAGAGAAGUGCUCUAAACAAAGCUGGAGUGGUUGAAGUUCCCCCGGAGCCACCCUCCUCUAACUUCAGCCUGGUGGCUGCCUUCAGGUCUACCUCUCUUCGUCAACAUGUUCAAGUUGAGGGCGACAGCACUAGAGCAAUAAGGAGACCUGCCCCCGGAUCUGGCUCCUUCCAUUUGUCCAUCACCACUGCCAGAAACCGAGACGGAGAAAGACCCCGAUCAGGCAGUUGUGCAGAAGUAUUGGACCAGACUGAAGCCAAGAAUAAGCCAAUCGGGGGAAAUGAGGACAAGGAAAACAGAGGCUUACAGCCCAGAGGAGACCCCUUUGGAGUGGGACGGCUUCGGCAAGAAGAUCCCAAAGGCCCGGUCCUUCCAUGGGACAAAAGGGAGAGCCUCAAAAAGGUAGAAUUAGCAACACAAUCUAAAAGUGGACCUACAAAUGCAGGUGUUGUAGAGGCAGAGGAAGUGGAGAGCAGCCAGGAGGAGGUGGAAGAGGCAGUGGAGGCAAAGGAGAUCCAGGAGGAGGAUGGAAAGAUGGCAUUUGGCAUCAAACUGCGCUCCACAUCUCAGUCGUUUAGACUGCGCCCUAAUUCCACUUCCACCCACGAUCCAAAGACUGUACUGUGUGAGGACCCAAGGAACAAACAAAAUCAACAGGAAAUAAGAGGCCCUGCCAUCUACACGUCUGAAAAACUGCCAUCCAACACAUCUUUUACACCAACCAACCUUGGAGAAUCCAGACCAAGAGAUCCAACCCCGUCUGGCCUCUCCCCUCCGGUGAAGCACAGCGCUCCGUUUACCACCGAUCCUCCCAUCAUGCCUGCAGAAGUCCCAGUGACCACUUCAGACCCCAGAGAAGCAGAAACUGCCCCCCAGGAGCCCCAGCCUGCCCCCCAAACAGCCACAUCCGAAGUGUCCUGGAUGAGUCUGGCGAUGGAAAAGACCAGGAGCCUCCAGCAGCUCUUUACCAGUCGAUUCCCCAGAGAUUUUACGGGCAUGCAAACUGCAUCUCGACCACAAGCACAAGCCCCGCCAGCAAAUCCAACGGAGACAUCGGCACAAAUACAAACUGUAAAGAUACAGGAAGGUUCAACACAGCUGGAGGCUGCAAACCAGCCGUCAGCAGAAGCAGCUUUAAGUAGAAGUCAAGCACAGACUGUCAGAUCACCACCAGUGGAAGCGCAACAGAAGGUGACUCCUGUGGCCUUUAAAGAACCACAAAAACAAACCAAUCAAGAACAUCCAAAUACAUCUCAGUCACAUCCGGUGUUUUACCCGCAGGCCACCUCAUGGACAACCCCAUCUCCAGUGCACGUCCCUUUGCAGACAGAGCCCACUCCUCAGUUCACUUCACAGCCAUCUCUUGCACAAUCUUACCUUUCUUCAGGCCAGCAGCAACUCUCCUGGAGCAGCCGAGGUCCUGCCACCCAGCUCAGAUCCACAGCUGAAACCCUGACGCCGGCUGUCACAUCGCCUGCAGCUCCUCCUUCGGUUGAUAGUUUGGGAACAGGAGAAGAGGACCCCACCGGGAAAAAUGAGGCUCCAUCGCUUUCUGUCAGACGAGCAGUUUGGAGCGGUUCAAUCAGCGACCGGGCGGUGUUUUUAGAGAAACGAGCAGAGUGGACCCCGUCGCCUGGACCCAAGGGGGUGGAAUUAAGGAAACCUCAGACAGAUGUGCAGACAUCAGGUGAAGCCACCACCUUGGUAAAAGCCACAUCUCUAAGCAAAGAUGCAGUUGCAGAGGGAAGACAAGGGGUGAAACUUGCAGAGUCAAGUCCCGCCAAAGUUCUAGAAAGGCCUCUGGAGGAAAAAUGGCCACGGAAAAAUGUGGUGGCAUCUUCCCUGCGGUCGUCGCCCCCCACACUGCCAUCGGGGCUGCAGUCCAUGUCAGACAGCAGCCAGCCGUCCUGGAUGGAACUGGCCAAGAGGAAGUCCAUGGCCUGGAGUGAUAAGACCAUGGACUGAGAGAGGAAGCAAGAAUGUGAACAGCCCUGCACACAAACACAACCUUCAUCAAGGUGCUGAGUGUUUGCUGAGGCUGCUGAUUCAAUUCUGUGGUCAUUUUUGAGGCUGUUUGUAUUUAAUUGUAAAAAAAAAAACAAAACUGUUAAUGUUUUAUUAAGAGACAGAAAACCAGAGAGACAGUACGUAAUGAAUGUUAUCUACCAUAACCACUUUAAGACGAGGGUUGUUUGAGAAUAAUGUCUCAUGUGAUUCAGCAUUUCACUGCACUUAAAAGUUUAUGUCAAUGAAUAAAAUUUCUAUUGUUGAGUUUA